Molecule: messenger RNA, 402 nt
Organism: Protopolystoma xenopodis
Lineage: Eukaryota; Metazoa; Platyhelminthes; Monogenea; Polystomatidea; Polystomatidae
Source: the annotation of a GenBank genome assembly
AUGUGCAUAAAAAUGGAUACGGAAAGAUCGGAGACAGCUGAACACAUCGCCGUCACCGGCCUCACAAUUGAAUGGAAUGCAAAGGAAAGACUGGCCUCAUGUGGGGAAAGCAUGAGGAAAAGGAAGAUCAGCGGAGCUGUGGAUAUCCUCUUUCAAAGAGACCUGCUGAACCGGAGAUCGGAAGAGAAAAGAGUCAGCGAUACUUUCGCGUACUGGCCGAGCAGACUCGGGGAUUCAACGAAUAGAUCUAAAAGAAGACGCUUUCACUCAGGACAACAGUUCAACAACAGGAAGAGACAUCACCAAGGCGCGGCUUAUGAGGAAAAAAGGGAAGAGGCGUCUGUAGUGGGAGGAAUCAGACAUGGAAUUGGCCAAAAAUGUACCCAGAUGGUUCACAUGUGA